GUCACUUUUGUCAAUGUUUUUGACAACCGAAAAAACAAAAAUGUAAACCAAUUCUACUUAAUUGAUUGGAAAACUGUUUAUACACAUUCCUACGGCCUAAUAAUUUUGUGAAAUUAAGAAAAAAUGGAUAUUUUGGCUAUAAUUUUCUUAGUGGGUGUUUCAAUAUUAUUUGGAAUUAUUUUAACUGUCUGUCUACAAUAUUAUAUUUUAUACAUUUAUCUAAAAAAGGCUCCUGAAGUAACACCCUUUGAGAGACGUAAUUCUAUUGAUUAUACUUUGCCAGAGACAUUAAAAAAGCAAUUGGAAAAUGAAAAUAAAAAAGACAACAAUUGUAGUUUGCCUAUAAGCUUGAUUUUACAAUUUUUAUUUCAUGAGUUAAGGCAUUCUGAAUAUAUUAAAAGAUGGCUAUUUAAAAAGUUAAGUGUAGAAUUUGACGAACUUUUAACUAAGACUACAAUUGGGAAGUUCUUUGACAGUAUUAGUAUCAAAGACAUGCAUCUAGGAAAUGAGUUUCCAGAUAUAAAAGAUAUUACAUUGGAUAAGGUUAAAUUGGAUAAAAAAGAGGGGCACAUUGAUACUGUAAGCUUAUGCCUUAAUUUGGAUUAUAAUGGAAGUUUUUUGCUAAGUGUUGAUGGCAAAAUGAAAUUUGGAAAAACUGCUUACUUGUCUAUAACAGUAAAAAAAAUUUGCGGGAUGGGAAGACUUCAGUUUUCAAGACAUCCCUACACUCAUUGGUCAUUUAGUUUUUUUAACGACCCCAUUUUGGACUUGGCAGUGGAAUCUCAUUUUCAGGGCAGGCAAUUGCAAUCAAACAUAACUAAUUUAAUUGUAAAUCAAAUAAAAAAAGCAAUUAAACGCAAGCACACCUUACCCAACUACAAAAUAAGAUACAAACCAUUCUUUGUUAAAACUGAUCCAAGUCAGUUGGACACAGAGGACAAUGAAAUAGUUUCUCAAGGCCAAUUGGGGGUUUCAUGUGUUGAGGUUUCUAGAUUAUCAACACCAGCCACCGUACAACAUAUUUACUGUACUUUUGCUAUAGACUUCAUUCCUUGGAUCUCCCUGUAUCAAAAAGACGACUCGUUCUACAUGAUACUAGAAAUUACUGUGACAAAAUUGCGACAAGCUCCGCUAGGCAUAAUAUUCAAGCAAACACAAAAUUCCAUAACAAUUGACAGUGUUGCCGCUAAAAGCUGCGCAUAUCGUUCAGGUUUAAAACCUGGCGACGUUGUGUUGAUGGUCGAAAAUAAAACCGUAACAUCCGUACCACAAGUGGCCAAACUCAUUAAGUCCAUUUCCGGGGCUUCUAUAACGCUAAGAGUUGAGAGAAUUGCCGAAAAUUAUGUGCUGAGAAACAAGUAUAAUGAUGAGAAUGAUGUAAAGACACUGAAUACCUCAAUUGAAAGUGAAAUAGAACAAGAGUUGACACAAACUGAACAAGAUAAUUUUGUCAUAGUCGAUAAAAAAGAAGGGGGAGAUGUAAAAAAAAACAAAUGUUUAAGCAAUCUAGAAAAAUUUAAGUCAUGUGAUAAAGUAAAAAUGAUGUCGUCAAAUGAAAAUAUGUCGAAGAUAGCGCAGACAAUUGGAAACUUCAGUUUAAGAAAAAGAAAAUCAUCGGCGACCGAUAAGCCUUCUGGCGAGAGUAGUACCAAAACGACGCCAACAUCUAGUACGCCAGGAACUCCCCAGCAUACGUCAAACAGCCUUAAGGUGGUACCUUUAAAUAGUUUGACAGCCAAAAAACAUUCUAUCUCAGAGCUGCCCGAAAUAAUAAAAACCGAUCUCGAAGGUUUAAACACCGAAAUAAGCGUCACCGAGGCCUAUAGAGGGAAAGAACUACUGGCCGCUUCGGUUAUGCAAUUCUCUGACGACUAUCAGUUUAAUUUGAAGGAAGGGAUGAAAUACUUGAACAUAAACGUCUGGGGCACUUGUGCAGACGAAAAAGACGUUCUUCUCGGCUACACCAACAUCCCGGUUAGCCACAUUCUAAGCGAGUGUUGCAACAGCGUUUUGGGACACUACAUCAGACGGUACUCAUUUUUGCCGCCUGGAAAUGCCGUGCCCACCAAUCAAACCCAUGCGCUGCUCUCGCACUCUGGAUUCGAGCACGUAUUUUGCUACGGCGAUGUUUUGUUGUCCUUCGUCUGGAACCACCACGACGAUAUCGAACUGAAAAGGAAAAUGUCCACUGUGAACUUGGAGGCCGAGGAUAAGUGUACAGACGGCAACACCGCUGCUACGAAACAUGAUUUUGUCAGGACUCAGUUUCAUAGAACCACCCACUGCGAUUUUUGUUCAAAAAAGAUCUGGUUAAAGGACGCCGUUCAAUGCAGACAAUGCGGGAUGUGUUGUCACAAAAAGUGCAUCGUGAAAUGUCAAAUGAGCAGUAACUGUAAUCCUGGCGAUGCGAGCCUAAGGAGCGAUAGUUCCGAAGGCUUGCCGUCCGAUAUGGCCAUGGUGGAAGUGGGGGACGAAAUUACCGAUACAGAACACGGAGAUCCCAAGACGCCUGUUAACAUAAAAAGAGUUAACAGUGUCAACAAUCUUGCAAUACCAGGUUCGUACGUUUUAUCCACCAUGACGAGAUCCUUGCCCCCCUCGCCGCAGCGAACUCCUAGCCGUAAGCAGUCGCUGGUCACGAUAAACCCGUUCGCCAUGUGUCCGGCAGUGUUGGACGACGUGCAGAAAAAUCCGGGCGAAGCGUCGGACAGCGUGAACAAGUUGCUCGAACAAGUGAUGCAGUGUCCGCCGGACGAAACCCUGAUGGACGUUGCCAAAGAAUCCGGUCGGAAUCUCUACGCCAACAUGACACACGAUGAGAGAGUGGAAAAGAUAAAUCUAAUGAUGGCUGAAUUAAAGAAAACCCUGGACGAAGUCACUACAGAACACAUGGAGCUAUCGAGAAGAAUGGGCGUGGAAGAGUCGGAAGUUGAAAAAGCCAAAAUAGCAUUUUUGAUGGGCCAAGCAGACGCCAAAGUGCACGGCCUAUCUGUACUCAUGCUGCACUACUGUUCCAGUUUGCAACAUUCUCAAGAAAAAAUUGUCUAGGUUUUUAUGUUUUUUUUACAGAAGUGACAUUAUUAUGCAGGAUCUAGAAAUCGACUGAUUUGUCUACAUUGGACUCCCUGUAUAAUAUUUUUAAUUAGGUAAAACUUCCUUACAGAUAUAAUUUUACACGCCAAAGGUAUUAAUAUUAUUAAUAAUUUAUUAUCAGUAUAAAGAGUUACUAUAUUUUAAUCUUGGACCUAAAUAAAUGGCCUAAGUUGUUGAUGUGUUGUGUUAAUAAUGGAAGAGACAUUAGGGGUGGAUUUCUGGGGUCAAAAUAUGACGAUUUAAUCCAAAAUGUUUUUAUUGUGUUUAACUUAUUUUUAAUGUUUUUUGCAAUCCCAUUAAAUAUUGUUUAAAUUUCC
Brassicogethes aeneus is the source of this 3410-nucleotide messenger RNA. NCBI's taxonomy places the organism in Eukaryota, Metazoa, Arthropoda, Insecta, Coleoptera, Nitidulidae. The record is from the annotation of a GenBank genome assembly.